This is a messenger RNA of Exophiala dermatitidis NIH/UT8656, 4483 nucleotides long. RefSeq names its product DNA excision repair protein ERCC-6. The transcript has a single exon. The coding region runs from base 487 to 4101 and encodes 1204 amino acids. The record is from RefSeq and is a predicted model, not a curated record. Gene Ontology annotation, cellular component: nucleus. Lineage: Eukaryota; Fungi; Ascomycota; Eurotiomycetes; Chaetothyriales; Herpotrichiellaceae. Gene Ontology annotation, biological process: transcription-coupled nucleotide-excision repair. Gene Ontology annotation, molecular function: ATP-dependent chromatin remodeler activity; ATP binding.
CGCCACUCAACAGCCUGAUACUUCGGAAGGCUACAUUCUGAAAGAGAACUUGACUUCAACUCGACCUCACAGAAUCAGCAACCGCGCCUGACAUACUAGCAAAGCUCUCAGGUGGUGGUCGGUCGCGGUGUCGAGGAACCAAGUUAAUUUCACAUGCGCCUUCAAGGGAACUUUCACUAUUGUCUCAUUGAUCUUCCAUCCUCAUAAUCCUUUCAGCGCUGGUCGCAUUCCCCAGUCAGGAUUACACUUUCGAUAAUCACUCUCCAGUGCUACAGGCUGUAACCUUCAACACCAGGGUUUCGCGCACAUUGUUCACAUAGCGCAACAACUAGGGCAACUAUUCUCUAAGACCUUCCCAUUCUCCUUCAGCCUUGUGUCGCGAUCCUCAUUUGAUCUUAACAAUAAGGGCAAGGAAGGAUCGGUAAUGACGACAUCGACUUAGCAGUAAACACCAGAUCGUCCGGAGUUUUGGUUGCUGUCAGCAUUAUGGACUCCCAGCCAGACCAAGGUGUUGUCGAGGACACACCAGCUGCCGGGUCCGCGACGACUGACAAGAUGGGGACUGUUGCCAACGGCGACAAUGGCGUUGAUGAUGGCAUUUCGAAAGAUGAAUCUGACGAAACUCUCCGGCAUCUUGACGCUCAGGUUCAGAAUCAGGAUGAGCUAGAAAGAAAUAUUGGGCGAGAGGCAGAUCGACUCCUCUUUACACAAGCUAAUGAGCGUGAUCAAGCCCGACUGGACAAAACCCGGGCGCAAAAGGAAAAGCUUCAAACCCAGAUCCGCAAGACUCGCGACGAAAUCAGUCGGCCUAUUGGGACUACACGGCGAGCACAACUACGGGUUGAGAUUGACCGAAUGCAAAGUCAAAUCCAAGACCUCGACAAUGAUAUUGCAGAGAUUCAAGAGAGGAUGAAAGAACGGGAGUCAAAUGUCAACUCGGCCCAGCAAGUUGAUGCGUCCGCUGCCGGCCGGUUGCCUAAUGAGACGCAACGUGACUAUUUGAUAAGAACCGGCAAGAUCACUCCUUUUUCGAGGUUCGGACUGUCAACACACGGGGAGUCAGCAACCACUUUGCAGGGCGCGCUUCUUGAUGCUGAAGAAGAGCCCGAACUGUCCGACAUGCCAGACGUUGCAGGCGGCAAGCCGAUGUCCCAUCGGGACUUGCGCCAACCAGGCUUUGCCACGGACUUCACUGAUUCGACUGCAGAGGAAGAGCUUGACUAUGAACAACCACGAAAAAGACGACGACUUGCUGCCACAAAAUCAGCGGCUGCAGACGACGACUCAUCCUAUGACGAAGGCAUGGCGGAAUCCGAUGUUCUUUCAGAGCUCGAAGACGAGGAUGAGGACAUGCCUCUAACUUCGGGAAUGCAAAAACGAUCUCGCAAAACAAAAACGAGCCAGAUUGAUGACGACGUGGAAGACUUGCGAGGACUUGAUGAUGGUAAAGAGUCGCUCUAUCUGUCGCGGGUGAAGAAAUGGGCGAUCAGGAGACGAAUGGCCCGAAUGAAAGCGGCUGGUGAGACCAACGAUGGCGACAAAGAUGAUGAGCUCCCAGACGAUCAGACUCUUGUCCAGGAAGAAAUGUACCUUCCACAUCCCAAGAUUCCGGACACUGUUUUCACACACGAUUACAAAAUCCCGGGCGAUAUCUAUCCCAGUCUGUUCGGUUAUCAAAAGACAGGAGUCCAGUGGCUGUAUGAGUUGUAUACUCAGCAGGUGGGAGGCAUCAUCGCCGAUGAAAUGGGCCUUGGGAAGACUGUUCAAAUCAUCGCUUUCUUGGCUGGCCUUCACUACAGCAAGAAGUUGCGCAAACCCAUCAUUGUAGUUUGCCCUGCGACUGUCAUGAAGCAGUGGGUGAACGAAUUUCAUCGAUGGUGGCCACCAUUUCGAGUCACGAUCCUGCAUUCUUCCGGCAGUGGCAUGAUCAAUAUUCGCAAUGAGGCAAGCAAGGAAGACAAACUGCUGGACCUCGCCUUCGAUCCAACAGUUAGAAACAAGCCGCUGACCUCAACUCAAAAAGCCGCUCAAAAGAUGAUAAGGCCCAUCCUGGAAGAAGGCGGCGUCUUGGUGACGACCUAUACUGGUCUCCAGACCUAUGCUCCUCUGCUUAUUCCCGUAGAAUGGGACUAUGCGAUCCUAGACGAGGGACACAAGAUUCGCAACCCCAAUACCGCGAUCACCAUUUACUGCAAAGAACUGCGUACUCCGAAUCGUAUCAUUCUCUCUGGCACCCCAAUGCAGAACAAUCUUAUCGAGCUCUGGUCUCUGUUCGAUUUUGUUUUCCCCAUGCGCCUGGGCACAUUGGUCAAUUUCCGCAAUCAAUUCGAAAUACCGAUUCGUCAAGGGGGUUAUGCCAAUGCAUCCAACCUGCAGGUGCAGACUGCGUUCAAGUGUGCGGAGACCCUCAAAGAGGCAAUUAGUCCAUACUUGUUGCAGCGCUUCAAGGUUGACGUCGCCUCGGAUCUUCCGAAGAAAAGUGAAAAGGUUGUAUUCUGCAACCUGACGCCAUUGCAGAGAGCUGAAUAUCAACGAUUCCUCGAUUCGAAGGAAAUGGAGGCUAUCAUAAAUGGCAGGAGACAGCCCCUUUAUGGCAUCGACAUCCUGCGGAAAAUCUGCAACCAUCCAGAUCUUGCAAAUCAUAAAUACCUGGCCCACAAGCCAGGUUACAAAUACGGUGAUCCAGCCAAGUCGGGGAAGAUGACGGUCGUGGGCGCACUUUUGAAGUCUUGGAAAGGGGAGGGCCACAAGACUCUCCUUUUCGCUCAACAUCGCAUCAUGCUCGACAUCCUGGAGAAAUUCGUCAAAUCGCUCGAUGGCUUCAAAUACCGACGUAUGGACGGCAAUACGCCUAUUCCGCUCCGGCAAAGCAUGGUGGAUGAGUUCAACACAGACCCGGAUUUGCACGUGUUCUUGUUGACCACAAAGGUCGGUGGACUGGGCAUAAACCUGACUGGAGCCGACAGAGUCAUCAUCUAUGAUCCUGACUGGAAUCCUUCCACUGAUCUUCAGGCCCGUGAAAGAGCCUGGCGCCUUGGUCAGAAGCGAGAGGUGACCAUUUGUCGCUUAAUGAUCGCUGGCACCAUUGAGGAGAAGAUUUAUCACCGUCAGAUCUUCAAGCAGUUCCUGACAAACAAGAUUUUAAAGGACCCGAAACAGAGGCAGACCUUCCACCUCAACGACCUUCACGAUCUCUUCAGCCUAGGCAAUGAAGGCGCCCCCACCGAGACUAGCAGCCUUUUCAAGGAAGCCCAAUUCAAAUACUCUGACAAGCCCACCAAGGCCCUUGAGCCGGGUGAGCUGAAAGAUGCUAAAGGCGUGACUCCCGAUACUGGCGACACCAACAUCAAGGCCCUGCCUGGGAUAUCCUCCGUGGAGCAAUAUGCCGGAGAGGUUGAAGAGGAAGCCAAAGCAAACAAAGAAGGCGGCACUAACUCGGAAGAGAGAAUGAUGGAAGCCAUCUUCUCACGAUCCGGGAUCCAUUCUGCGGUGGAGCAUGACACCAUCGUCGAUGGCUACAGAACGAGCAAGACAGUUGCCGCUGAUCCUGUUUUGAUUGAACAAGAGGCUCGAAAGGUAGCUGCAGAGGCUGCCAAGGAGUUGAAACGUGCAGGUGAGGUGGCUCGCCACGUUCCCGUAGGCACACCAACCUGGACUGGGCAAUUCGGUGUGUCUGGACGACCCCAAGAGACAACAGCGCAGAGGGCUUUCGGUUCCAGUGGCCGUUCCCGUGAAGGUGCAAUGCAGUCAUCUAAUCUGCUUGCAAACCUACAGCAGCGCCAAGCGCAAGCGUCAGGCAGUCGUGCUGCAACGCCAGGCAACUCGAGUCCUGCAAGAUCCACUGGCUCUGCCGCUUCCAACUCUAGGGCUGGUACACCGACUCUGCCCCAAGGCAAGGACUUUGGCCAGCUCAUUCGCGAUUUCCUGAUCGCUCACGGUGGCGCCGCCUACACCCAGAUGUUGAUUGAUCAUUUCAACCGCUACUGCAGAACACCCCAGGCAACGCUGGAAUUCAAGGAGACCCUGAAGCUAAUCGCCACGCUCCAAAAGGCUGGCCAAGGGAGAGGCCGCUGGGUGUUGAAGGACGAGUACAAGAAGUAGAUAGUCCAAUGUAUCACACUUCUACCCGCCAGGUCCAACGGCGACCCCGUGGCCUGAGUAUGGAGCUGCACUCUUGAUUGUGUUGUCGUCUGUUUUGAUUGUUUCUGCUUUCCAAGAGUGUUACUCGUUGUCAUCAAUUAAGCCCUGAGGCGACCAAUAUUCUGGCUCUCGACACUGAGAAUCCACCCACACAAGUGAAUCGGCAAGUAGGUCUUGUAUCGCUGUCUCGGCCCGCGCGCGUUCCCAACCCAGGUUGAGCUGAAGAAGAGAAACAGUCACAUUGCCGAGGAGUUGGAGGACUUCUAGGACAGUAGAUUGAUCGGUAUUAAGUUCCUUUGGUACGGAGCGGAUGAAGCGCCUGUUGGCGAUAGUUAGGAUCGCA